Messenger RNA from Spirodela intermedia, 5422 nucleotides. NCBI's taxonomy places the organism in Eukaryota, Viridiplantae, Streptophyta, Magnoliopsida, Alismatales, Araceae. The record is from the annotation of a GenBank genome assembly.
AUGAAAGAUUCCGACGGGUCGGAUCUGUUCGACCACCGCGCAAUCAUGGACGCCGAUUUCUCGCUCGCGGGCAGCGACCAUAACUUCGAGUUCGCCUUCAACUCGAGCAAUUUCUCGGAUCGGGUGCUGCGGAUUGAGAUCAUGGCUGACCCGCCGGAGAGCAAAUCCGACGGUGAGGGCUGCAACAGCAUAGCCGAGUGGAGAAAGAGGAAGCGAAGAAGAGAGGAGAUCAAGAAGGAUGAAGGUUUGAUUAUUUAUUCCCUUCCUUCUCUUUUGCCUUUCGCUUUCUACCAUUUUUAUCUUCACUGGUGAUUACCCCCCCAGCAAGUAUCGUUAAUCAACGAAAAUAACAUGGAACCGGAACUACAGUUCAACCCUUUCGCAUCGAUAUCAUUUCUGACAUCCGGCCGAUUUAAAUUUAAUAAUUUCGUUCCUAUCUUUCUUGAAAUGAUCCGAAUUUUCACUAAACAAUAUGACAGGUGCCGUUGAUUUUAUAGUUUUCUCGCCCCAAGCUUGUUCAGGGUGGUUAGUCAUUCGAUAACAUGUUUCCGUUGGUCGCGUUCAAUUGUAAAGUUGGCUAAAGUUUGUUAUCGAAUCGUAGACGUCUAUCUCUUAUUUGACUUACCAUUCAGAAAAAAUUGAGACAUUAUGCUGGGGAGACAAUCGGAAUUUUCAUGAUUCCCAGAUUGAUGUAAAGGGGAAAACCAGAAAAAAAGUGGAUCGAUUCAGACUGGUUAAAUUUGUUAACCUGCCGUCUGCGGUAAUGUCCGUCGUUCUUUAAUUUUGGUUUUUGGGCAGAUUGGAGCUAUUAAGAGUAGUGAAUCGAAAAAAUAAUCCCUCCCACGAGCUUCGGGUGGUUUUAGUUGUCAUCGAAUCUGAAACCAAUCAAUACCAACGAGGCUUCUUUAAUCCCAAAUAUUUAUUGCAAGACACUUGCAUUUUGGUCGUUACCCCUUGAAGACACCGUGGUUUUCAUUUCGUCGAGCUUGAAAUUUCCUGAGUCGAAUCAAGGGAAUCUUGACAUGACUUCAAGGACUUUGAUCUGUACCAUUCCGGUCCUUUUUUCCUUGCGCUGCAGUGGUCUGUUUUGUUUUUUGCCUAACUUUCACCUCUGUUGAUGAUUAUCAUUUUCUCGGAGUCAUUCAUUCACUAAUGAUAUCUGACUUUCAUCACUAUUUCAGUCAUUUAUUGUCACCUGAAUAGUUUUACUCCAUAAACAUUAAAGUUGAUGGUAUUGCUCUCUCUCUUGUUAGCAUUGGCUGUGUAGUUUUUGCUCGUCUAACAGUCGGCGUUAGGAAGAAUAGACAUUUCCUAAUAGUUCUUAUGACGAUGUAACAGUCAUUCGAUGGGCAUGAUAUUUCUGUAGUCACUCGGAAAAUAGCUUAAUUAACUCUGAGUACAAGCUUAAUGUUACUGAGAGAAUUAUUUCUUAUUAACAGAUUAUUCUCAGUUUCAUAUUUCUAUUUGAACAUUUUAAAAUUUAAAUAUUGUUAACAUUUUAUGCUUUAUUCUUUACUCAGUCCAUCGAUUUUGAGAGGAGAGUGGUUGCUGUUCUUCAAGACGAAGAUGUUAUUUCCAUGGCAUUUGAUAUUUCUGCUUGCUAACAACAACUUUUCUCUUCUUUAGCUGCAGUUUUUGACGUGUGCAGUUCAGAACAGAUUUUGAAUUUAAACCUCCCUGAUUCGGAUGAAGGCUUGGUGUACGAAAAUCAUGAAGAAGCAGUGGCGAUGUUAGAGGAAUCUCCAUCAGGUUUUAAUCAAUAACGAAAAAUUAUCUGAUUUCCUUUUCGUGUUAUCACAAACUCGCCCUUUUUCUAGAAUUACCUACUCAGCUCCCAUGUAAGUGAUUUAUACCGAAAAAACCAUUGAUUUUAAUUAUUUUUGAGUGGGAUUCUUGGAGAACCAUUUGAAUUUUUAUUGCGAUUUGAUCUGCUUCAUUUUAAAAAUCUCCAAACAAUGAAUGUGAACCAUUGAAAAUUUCACAUCCCAUAUGUACACGUUCAACUUAUCCUGUAAAUUCUACCAUUGUCACAAGGGUUUCAUUUUUCUGUUAAUGCUUGUUCCCAAAUUAUUAUUCUAGUAAUCCGGUGCCUUUUUUAUGCACAUGAUCUUUGGUCGGAUCAUCUGGUUAUAUUGAACUGGGAUCGGCAUGACCUAUGUCUGUUACGGAAUCCCUUUUCUAGACUAUUGUCUUACACUGAUAUCCCCUCAAUCCCUACAAUGAAGGAAUAGGAAAAUGGUUUCAAUUGUGUGUGAAAUGGUUACCUCUAUCAUAAAUUUUUUUUGGUGUGUGGUGGAAGGCUGCUUAGUGAUACAGCAGAGCUCUUUAGGGUGUGGAAUGGUUAUUUCGUACAAAAAUAGUUGCAUUUUUUGAUGCUUUACUGGAUAUCUGUGUUUUCUUUCAUUGUAGGUGAUGAUGAGGCCGGGGAGGGCAAUGAAUCAUCGUGGAGUAUGGACUGUUCGACUAUUCUUAGAGUAAAAUCUAUGUUCAUUAGUUCAGCUAUCCUUGCAGCAAAAAGCCCUUUCUUUUACAAGGUAAUGAUGAGACUUUCCUUGGUGGGAAAACAGAGACAUAUGAAGGCCAGUGGAAGCCUAAUGCCUUCCUUUCCUCCGUUUGUAUAGCUCUUCUCAAAUGGUAUGCGUGAAUCAGAUCAGAGGCAUGCAACUUUGCGAAUUAAUGCCUCAGGUGAGUUUGAGAGGAGCUUCUUGUUUUCGUAUCGUUACUCUCAUCCAGUUUUUAUUCUAUUUUUUCUUUUGGGAAAAUAAGUUGAUGUAAGGCAUAAUUGGUUUUCUUCGUAUUACAUUCUUAGUUCGCUUUACAUCAAUUUUUAUAUUUCAAAAUUUAGAAUUUAGGUUAAUAUGUAGACAGUGAAUAUUCCACUUAAAGAAAGCAUGAGGACUGCAUUUUGAUAUUGCUGAUAGUCCAAAAAUAACCGGAUCCUUAAUAGAAAAAUGUGACAAUGUGCUAGAAAAAAAUCGAAAUUUGUCGCAAAGGGCCAUGCCUUGUGAAUCCGCCUGAAUGGUGUAUCGUGCAAACAGUAUCCAAGUCUGUUUUUUUCAUUCUGUGUUCUCCAUAUGAUUUCCAUUAUAAUUGGCCUCAAAACUCUUGUUGAAUUUUCAGCCUCAAGUAACUGUGCAUCUUUGUUCUCAUAGUACCUUCGAUUUAUUCUUUAUAAAGGUUUUUUUUCUUAAACAUGAUUAAAAUGUCUACAGACGAACAGUUCCAUAACCUUUCUCCUUUGCUUCAUCUUUGAGUAACGCCAACCGCUUUUAUAUUUUUAAGUUAUUGAUACUUAAUUCAUAUUCAAUAAUUUUAAGUUUUUGAUUGCAAAUUGCUCAUGAGACAUGUAGACGCCCAAGGCAUUUAGGUCACCACGACGAGAUUUAUGAUUGCGAAUUCAUAUGAAAAUGCUGAAUACUCGUAUACUGUAAUAAAAUAUAUUUAUACUUAAUUCAUAUUCAUUAAUUUUAAGUUAUUGGUUACAUUUAACAUAUUUUGGAGUAUUCUGAUGAGUUUAUAGUAUAAUGCUUAAAGCGUUUAGAUCUGUAUUUUUGAAUUCUUAAUUGUGCUGUUUUAGUGCAUAAAGGUCUUCAUUUUGUUUUCACUUUUAUCGGUAAUUAGUUUAAAUUUGAAAGUAAUUUUUUACAUAUGUUUAAAAUUAAGCCUCACAUAGGUGGCACCAAUGUUCUCAGAUCACCACCCUGACAUAGUUACAAAUCUUGAUCACCUUUAGGUGGAUUGAUAGAGUGAACUUCAUCCUUUAUGAUGAGGAAGAACAUGUUCCUCACUUUGGACGUUUGGGUUCUGAUGAUUUGUCUUGCUCAGACAUAUUUGUGAAUAUCACUGUUACAAUGAGAAGUUGAGCAUAAUAUAAUGCCCAAUCAGUGUAGUUGUGGCUUUGCUAUUUAUUGUUUAAGAAUUUGGGUUGGUCUUGACUAAUUGAACUGGCAUGCACUUUUGGUCCAUCGUCCGAUGUAGAAGCAUCCUCGAGGGUUUUACAGCAGUAGGGGGGAAUAAUCAAUCUGUUGUACAAUUGAUUCCUAAGCCUUGCUUGGUUUUUAUUUACCUACCCGCUUCUAUAUAAUUUCGUGACUGUACCCUGGUCUGCCGUCCUAUGAUGAUGAUGAUCAUCAUCAUCAUUAUCAUCGUCAUCAUCAUCCAGGAGAAAGGAUGAGAUCACCCAGACUAAUUUCAUGGCUGGCUGUUUAUGCAACAGAGGAAGCUGCUCUCAUGGAGCUCCUGAGCUACAUGUACAGCGGAAAGCUGUCGACGAACAACGCUCCUGCUUUGUUGGACGUGCUGAUGGCCGCCGACAAGUUCGAGGUCGCCUCGUGCAUGAGGCACUGUAGCAAGUUGCUGCGCAACUUGCCGAUGACGCCGGAGUCGGCCCUGCUCUAUCUAGAGCUCCCUUCCAGCGUCUCCAUGGCCUCCGCCGUUCAGCCGCUGACCGACGCCGCCAAGGAGUAUCUGGCCACCCGCUACAAGGACAUCACCAAGUAAGUCGUCGUCAUCGUCGUCGUCCUCCUCCCAUGAACCAGCAGAAAAGUACUGAUGGGUGUGCUGAACCAGGUUCCAAGACGAAGUGUUGGCGCUGCCCCUGGCCGGAAUCGAGGCCAUCCUGAGCAGUGAUGACCUGCAGGUGGCCUCGGAGGACGUGGUCUACGACAUCGUCCUGCGGUGGGUCCGCGCGCAGUACGCGCAGGCAGAGGACCGGCGGGAGGUGCUCGGGAGCCGCCUGGGCCGGCUGAUCAGGUUCCCCCACAUGACCUGCCGCAAGCUGAGGAAGGUGCUGACCUGCGCCGACCUAGACCACGACCUGGCCACCAAGGUCGUCCUGGAGGCCCUCUUCUUCAAGGCGGAGACCCCCCACCGGCAGCGGGCCCUGGCCAUGGAGGAGACCGCCGCCAGCCAGCGGCGCUUCGUGGAGCGCGCCUACAAGUACCGCCCCGUGAAGGUGGUGGAGUUCGAGCAGCCGCACGCGCAGUGCAUCGUCUACCUGGACCUCAAGCGUGAGGAGUGCGCCAACCUGUUCCCCGCGGGGCGCGUGUACUCGCAGGCGUUCCACCUGGGCGGGCAGGGCUUCUUCCUCUCCGCGCACUGCAACAUGGACCAGCAGAGCUCCUUCCACUGCUUCGGGCUCUUCCUUGGCAUGCAGGAGAAGGGCUCCGUCAGCUUCACCGUCGACUACGAGUUCGCCGCGCGCACUCGGCCCGCCGGAGACUUCGUCAGCAAGUACAAGGGCUUCUACACCUUCACCGGCGGCAAGGCCGUGGGCUACCGCAAUCUCUUCGCCAUCCCCUGGACUUCCUUCAUGGCCGAGGACAGCCUCUACUUCCUCAACGGCGUGCUCCACCUGCGAGCUGAGCUCACCAUCAAGCAGCAUCCCCAGCCACCGCCGCCGCCGCCUCCUCCUUCUCACUGA